AUGAACACCGUACUGUCAAUUACGGUGGUAACAGUUGCAUUGCUCUGUGCAUACUCAACACAGGUAAGGAGCAGUGACAGCCUCAGUGACGAUAAAAAUGGUACCGAAGCACCCGGUGACAUCCGGGAAACCGAAUCGACCCAGGGUAAAUUGGAGGCGUCGGUGCAGUUUGAAAAUACAAGACCAAAGAUUGAGGUUAUUGAGCGUGUAACCGAACAGCUGAAAGAAUCAUCCAUAAAAUCUGGCUUUCCUAAGCAAGAAUCCGGGUACAGGCUAACCAUUCCCACUGAGCGCUACCAAAAUUGGUCUAAAUGGUCCAAAUGUGAUCCCAUUGAAUGUGUUGAGAGUCGACGCCGUGAAUGUGUGGACGAAUCUUGGAUGCAGUCUGAUGUCAAUAAAUCAGGUGCAAGACGCUGCCUCAGCAAGUAUUACGAGGAGACGCGGGACUGUAAAAACAAGACAAACUGUGUAACCAAUGGGAUGCUUGAAAACUGUGGAGUCCAAACAACCAAAGAAGACACUGUCUCUAACCCUACUGGAGCCGAAAGAACAACAACGAAUUCGUGGCCAUGGCUGGAUUCGUGUGAACGGGACUGCAGAAGUGGACUAUAUUGCAAGAUACCGUACACAAAUAAGUGGCUGCUAGCGGGUGUGAGAAACUACGGCUCAGAAACUGAGUGCAAACCGGGUACUGGAAUAUACACAUCGGCACUUACAAGAAAUGAAUGGUUGUUUUCAACGAUGGAGAAUUGGGCUCCUUAUAUGUCGCACUAUAUUGGGAAGUGAAUGGAGCCAGUUUCCAGUUAACGGC
Molecule: messenger RNA, 811 nt
Organism: Dicrocoelium dendriticum
Lineage: Eukaryota; Metazoa; Platyhelminthes; Trematoda; Plagiorchiida; Dicrocoeliidae
Source: the annotation of a GenBank genome assembly